AUGGGGAAUAAUCUUUGUUCUCAAACAGGAGAGAUAUCAUCUUAAUUUCCAUAACUGCUUCUUAAAUAUGAGAUAGGGAACUGUGAAAUAUCAUUGACUGCAGGUCCUGUAGAAAAUGAGAUUGUAGAAUGUCUAGUAAUUCCAACAGAUUCAUAAUACUCAAAUAUAAAAGAGAGUGAAAGACCAACAUUUACAUAAUUAAAUGGAAAAUGUGUAUUUGUGUCAUCUAAAAAGAGUAUGAGUUCAUUUCUAUAAUAAAGAACAGAAGAGUAAGAUUUUAGCAGUUGUGAUUGAUUAAGAAUCAAUAGUAAGUAGUGAUAAAAGUGAUGAUGAAAAAUAAACCAUUUAUUAAGCAGUUUAGGAAGCCUUAAAAUUAGUAUUACAUUUUAUAAUUUGUUUAAAGGCUGAAUAAAAGUAAAUAAGAUCAAUUGGAUUUCCAGUUUUUAUUUCAAAAGACCAUACAACAUCAGCAACAAUAAUGUUAAUGGCAAUUAAGCUUAGUAUAACAGAGUAAAAGAUUAAGUCAUUAAAACGAAUCGUGAUUACAUUGGAUGUAUUUUAAAUCUAAUUAUACAUUUACAGCAUAUUGAAUAGGUGAGUAGCUUUAAAUGGGUUUUUUAGUAGGUAUUUAAAGGAAACUAACCAAUUACUCAAUCAAGAACUUAUUCUAGUUCCAUUAUGGAAUAAAUGGAAUCUAUUUCAGUUGAUAUCAUAAAACCUAAAUAAAAAAGUGCUACAAAAGAGGAAAAAUUAUGAGAGGAU
This is a messenger RNA of Paramecium sonneborni, 762 nucleotides long. The record is from the annotation of a GenBank genome assembly. Lineage: Eukaryota; Ciliophora; Oligohymenophorea; Peniculida; Parameciidae.